Messenger RNA from Phaeodactylum tricornutum CCAP 1055/1, 3246 nucleotides. RefSeq lists its product with no specific name. Gene Ontology annotation, cellular component: plasma membrane. The coding region runs from base 219 to 3143 and encodes 974 amino acids. The transcript has 3 exons. Gene Ontology annotation, molecular function: mechanosensitive monoatomic ion channel activity. Gene Ontology annotation, biological process: monoatomic anion transport; transmembrane transport. Lineage: Eukaryota; Bacillariophyta; Bacillariophyceae; Surirellales; Neidiaceae. The record is from RefSeq and is a predicted model, not a curated record.
CGUUUACAUUACUUCCAAAAAUAUACCUGACAGUGACUGAAAGUUUUAUCCAAACGAAGGGUACAAGUUUAUCUUACGUUGUAUCUAACCUUCAAAAUCCUCAUAAGUUUGAGGUGCAAGCUCUCCUCGACUUACGUUGUAUCUAAUCUUCAAAAUCCUCAUAAGUUUGAGGUGCAAACUCUCCUCGACUUACAUCACACUACACGAUAAGCACAAACAUGAAGGACGGCAGCAACAGUCGAAAUGAUUCAAGCACGGAGGGUCGUUCCGUUUUUCGGAAUCUAGUUCCAGAUCGCCAUGAUGAACAUGAUCCGUCUCCUUAUGUACACGAACAACGCACCACCGCUCCACCAUUGGUGUACGAUGCGCCCUCCUUGUUGAAUGAAUCCCAAGCCGAAACGUCCAACUUUGCAGCGAUUCACUCGAACUACAACGACAACAGCACAAGCAGCACCCGCACACCCGCUGUCGGAUCUCUUCGGGAUGCCGCGCGGCGUGUUUCCAUGCUCAAUCGGACUGGAUUGUUAUACAAACAUGUACUUUCCUCUUCUCACCAGGCCCAUCAACGCGUCUCGUCCCGUGCACAAGAUCUGUUGUCAGCUAUUCAAGAAGGUGGACAUCUCAGCAAUGACGAGCAUGGCGAUGACAAUGUUCUUGCCGACGAUAUGUCAAGGUCCGAUUUGACGGACGAAGAAGAGCAAUUGCUCGGCACCGCCAGCGAUGCGGCCAACAAUACGAACGACACACUUCCGACUCGUCGUUCGGAGUACGGCUCCGUUCUCAUGCAGCGACAAGAAUCAACAUCCCAAAAGUCUGUAGCAUUCCGGCGCAUGCGGUCCUGGCGUCGCAAGGUGGCAGUACUUUUUCACCCGACCCGCAUGCUGCGAAUUGCUUGGGAAAGCUUUCUUUUCCGUCUAGGCUUGCCCUUUUGCCUAGCAGCGUGGUUGCUGUAUUAUCCACUCGGAAACCCCGAAGUAGACGCCUUACCUGGCAAGACCCGGCUCUCUUGGUGGUUCAAUUUUGCCGGUCGACAAGUGAUUACUCUAGAAUUGGCCCGACUCACGCAAUGGCUUCUAUUGGACCUAUGGCUGUGUAGAAGUGGUAGUAGUGCUAGGGAACGACCGUGGUGGAAAGUUGAUCCAUUGGUGACACUCUGGAGCAUUCACAGCCGCGGAUGGCCGUUCCUCAUUUCGACUUGGGCGCUUUGGGAUUUACUCAUUUUGCAUGGCGAUAAUCCCUUCAAUACGCACUGGUUGUAUUGGACAGGCUGGGCUUUGUACAGCAACGAAAACGCCAAUUCUGGGGCCUUCGUAAUCAGCAGUGACCUGUAUUUGCGGAUCUUACUGGCCAUGUUGGUUGCAGGCAUUGCCACCGCAGCCAAAUGCGUUUAUGUUGUCUUGCAAUUCAGUCGUCGUCAGGUACAAACAUUUCAAAUUCGGCUUAAGGCAAUUUUGGGCGAGCUCGUCACGGUCUCGCAGAUUGCUGCGUUGGCAACGCAGGCUGAUCUUGUGGCGGCACAAUUGGAGAUGCAAAUGGAUGAAGACUACAACGCUCCGGUAGGCACAUCCAUUCGUUCCAUCGGCUCGUCUCUCAACAAGUCGACCAGACCUCAAUCUUCCCUGCCACGCGGGGCUGCGCCUGUUACAGGGAACACCAAUGUUCGUUGGAGUAACCUACAUUUUGAAGAACACGAUUCCAAAGCUCCAGAACACGAUGAUGAUGAUGACGAUUCAUCCAGAAGCGAGAAUACACCGGGAUCCUCGUCUGGUCUCAAACGGUCGUUGUCCCAAGACUCGUCCGGUAGUUUGGCAGUUCUAAGCCUACUUGAUCGCUGGGAGCCACCAGUCAACAAGGCGAACAAGAGCGAUGUUGCAAUUUCGGACGUGCUUAAAUUUCAGCAAGCCUUGCGUUACAUGGACGAUGACGCUGUCUUUGGUGAAGACUUCGGACCCGCUCGAGAUCGUAACGAGUGCGUGGGAUCAGCUGUCGCAAUGUACCACAAACUUGUCAAAUGGACGCCUGAUUCCUACGUACUUAAGUUUGACACGUUGGAGAUUUUGGCCAUGGACGAAGACGGUGUUGUGGAUCCACUAAAGCGAAAAAUGUUACGCAAGCUGUUCCGACCAGAUAGAUCCGGUCGAAUCCCAUUGGUUGCAUUCAUCCAAUCCAUUGAUGCUGUCUAUAAGAGAUUGCGUUACUUUCGUGCGUCCGUGACGAACGCGACAGUGAUUGAUGACGUCUUGGAACAUAUUGUGGAUGGGUUGUUCUACUUUGUAUUGAGUUUGGUUGUAUUGAGUUUGUUAAAUUUCAAUCCCUGGACCUUUUUGGUUCCCAUCACGUCCCUCAUGGUGUCGCUUUCGUUUGCCUUUGGUGGGAGUCUCAGCAAAUACGUCGAGGGUGUGCUCCUCAUUGCGGUCCGACGCCCUUACGACUUGGGCGAUCGCAUUUUCAUUGGCAGCGCGGAAGCUCAGGCCGAAAGCGAUAUGUCGAUCCAAACUUGGUUUGUUGAAGAUAUCAAUUUGACCACGACGACUUUGCGAUUCGCUCGUACCAACGAGGUCUCCACUGUUAACAACUGGGCCAUUUCCGGCUCUCGUAUUAUCAACUGCAAUCGCUCACCCAAUGCUCUCAUCUUCUACGAAUGGAAGCUUCAUAUUAGCAUAUUCGACGGCAAGAACUUGGAUAAUUUCAAGGAAGCUUUGAACAAGUACGUCCGGGACCAUCCCCGAACUUGGAACAGUCUGGCGUUCAUCCGACACGACGUUAUUGACGCGGAUAUGGAACAGGUGGGCUUCCGCAUGGCCUUUCGCCACCGGAAUGGAUGGCAGGACGCAGCGCGGAUCAAACUCAACCGGGCAGACCUAUUGCGCUACAUUCACGACACGGCCAAAGCCAUGGGGGUCAACUUUGAGACCUCCCCGGCCCGACGUCUCUUGUACUACGGUGGCGUCUUGGAAAGCGGCCAAGUCAAGGAUUACAAGAAGAAUCUGUUGCGUCCAUCAAACAUUCGUAGUCACAGUCACACCUUUGACGAUCAUCGUUUUGAGUCGUCCUACCCCGGUACGGCGGGGAUUCCGCAUUCUCCUCCUCCGCAAGCAACUCGAGUCGCUCCACCCCCGGGAGACGUUUUAAUGGGUGAAUAGCCUAGCUGCAGGAGUUGUCAAUGAAUUAUGCAGUGAACGAUUCCGAACCGAUCAGGAUGGUCCAUUCUUUAUAUUUAAGUCUACUUACUUUCGUGGUUUUACC